AGGACGCCUCCUGAACCACUCGAGAUCAUAGGGAGGAAAGAAAAACUGAAACAGUUGGCCGUUACCUAUGAGAAAGUGCCAGUGAAUUGGGACACUCAUAUUGAUUAUUUUCUUAGUAAGGCUAGCGGUAGGUUAUAUAUUAUAAGAAUAUGCAAAUAUUAUGGCUACUCUAUUGAGAAUUUGGACUUACGUUUUCAAAGUUUGAUCCUUUUAGUGUUCACAUAUGCUAUUGAGGUCUGGGGGUGCGCUCUUUAUAGUAAAUAGUUAAGUAGAAUUGAUAAGCUCUUUGCCAGGUACUAUAAGUUUGGCUACUGCUUUAAGCAGGACAUUCCUCGUAAUAGAGAUAUAAAGUUAUGGCAAAGGAUCUCUUCCAUUAACACUGCCUUGAGCGAUCUUUUAUAUCCCCAGAGAACACGGCUGAUGAGAACUAGGUCCCAUAAUUAUGUUCUACCUAAUGUCCGGACAAGUCGUUUUAAGUCAGUUUUUAUUAAUAGUUGUCUCUUAAAUAGUAACUAA
Messenger RNA from Porites evermanni, 516 nucleotides. NCBI's taxonomy places the organism in Eukaryota, Metazoa, Cnidaria, Anthozoa, Scleractinia, Poritidae. The record is from the annotation of a GenBank genome assembly.